Messenger RNA from Anopheles funestus (African malaria mosquito), 1392 nucleotides. RefSeq lists its product as uncharacterized. The record is from RefSeq and is a predicted model, not a curated record. Gene Ontology annotation, molecular function: pigment binding. The transcript has 8 exons. The coding region runs from base 88 to 1323 and encodes 411 amino acids. NCBI's taxonomy places the organism in Eukaryota, Metazoa, Arthropoda, Insecta, Diptera, Culicidae.
AUAGUCAGCACACGAUCACCGAUCAGUCUUGCCGUUGGUACCAUCGUGGAAGGUUCACUGGGAACGGGAGUUUUAGCGAACAACACAAUGGUUGCCCGUUUAUUCGCGAUUGUAGUGAUUGGGUGUGUGGCCUGUGUUACCGGGCUGUUGACGGAUGAGGCCUGUCCGCAAGAUGUGACGGCGAUGAAAGACUUCUCGCUGAAUGAUUUCGUUGGUCGUUGGUUUGAAAUCAAGCGCUACGAACAGUUCUACGAGAAGGAUCUGGAUUGUGUGGUGGCUGAGUAUCAGAAAACGGGUGACACUAGCAUAUCCGUGAAGAAUGGUGCUUUCAGUCUGGCCAACAAUACGCGUGUGGUUGGCGAUGGUACGGGGGUGGUAUCGUUUCCAGAUGAUGCGACACGUCCGGCCAAGCUUAGUGUAGCCUUCUUUGGAGCAAAGCCUGAACGAAGCAACUACUGGGUGCUGGACACUGACUACACCUCCUUCGCCGUCGUUUGGUCUUGUGAACCGUACUUUAGAGAUACUUCCAAAAAUGUUCUGGGAUUCUGGAUCUUCUCUCGCAAUCCAACCUUCCCAACCGAUGAGGCUGUGGUAAACCGUGUCGAUGAGGUAGUCAAGAAGUAUGCCGACGCGUCAAAGUUUGAGAUACCGAACCAGUCCGAUGAAAGAUGCCCACGAUUAAGCGGUUGGUUGAGUUUGUUUGGAAGUUUAAAGGUGAAAAUGUUUAAGCAAUUGGUCUGCUGUGCACUGCUGGCAACGCUCGUCCAGGGUACAAUCUUCGAGCGACCAUGCCGUACGGAUGUUUCGGCCGUGCAGGACUUUCAGGUGGAUAAGUAUCUCGGGCUGUGGUACGAUCUCGAACACUAUGAGGCAAGCUUCGAGCAAAACACGGAUUGCGUAACGGCCGAGUACAGCCGCUACGAAGAUGGUUCCAUCCGCGUGUUCAAUUCUGCCGUCCGGCUAACGGACGGGUUGCUGUACGCGGUGGACGGUUUGGCACUGCUGAGCUAUCCGGAUGCUGAGGUGCUUGAGGCUAAGCUGAACGUAUCAUUCUACGGUGCACCGAAUGAUGAAUCGAACUAUUGGGUGCUGGAUACGGAUUACGACAAUUACUCGAUUGUCUGGAGCUGCGAACCACUCGGCGAGGACCGAUCGCUCGAAUACUAUUGGCUUCUUUCCCGCACCCCAUCUUUGCCGGAAGACGAAGCGCUGAGGGAACGAAUCGAAAUGCUCAAGGAAGUGAAUGGAAUUGUGGAUGAUGAGCUCAUCGUUACGGAACACUUUGCCGAAGGAUGCAACAAUAAACGCCACAGUCUGCUGUAAAUAAGUUUCGUUUCACGUAACAAUCAAACUGUUAUGAAAAGUUAAUAAAAGAUUUUAUUUAUAACAGUU